AUGGCUCUGACGGUCACGUUCAAGAAGGUUGAUGGCCUUGAGCUCGCGCUCGAUGUAUACCCGCCGCAAGAAUUGGGGUCUCAGCCUGUCCCCGCCGUUGUGUACUACCAUGGCGGCGGCCUUACCGUCGGAGAUCGCUCGUCCUGGUUUCCUACCUGGCUUCACGCGCGUUUAUUUACGACUGGAAUUGCGCUUAUAUCUGCCGACUACCGCCUCCUACCUCCUGCGACGGGGCACGAAAUUCUCGAAGACGUGUGCGAUGCACUGACCCGCCGGAAACGCAGGCUUCAGCUUGACUGCAAUGCUGUCGCUGUCGCAGGCACCAGCUCUGGUGGCCUGUGCGCCUACCUUGCUGCUGCGCAUGGAAAGUCCAGGGGUGCCGUGUCGCCCAAAGCUCUCCUCUCGAUGUAUGGCAUGGGCGCGAAUUUUUUGACCUCGCAUUAUCUCACGCCGAAGACGGAGCCCUUCUUUCGCGGCCGUGAGCUGCUAGAUCCUGACUCGUUCGCGGAGUUCCUGCACCCUCAAGCAGAAAGACUCCCGCCUAUAUCCGUCUCGCCUCUCGCGUACCACUCAAACGACUCGCCGACACCUGGAUAUCCGGCAAACCCGCGCAUGCAGCUCGCUCGACUAUAUCUUCAGAUGGGCAACUUCCUCGAUUACUAUACCGGGCAGCACAAACCCAGCCUCAGCGCCGCCCUGCGCGAGUUCAAAGGCGACACACAUGAAGAGGAUGCAGUACCCGCUCAGCACCGACGACUGUUUCCGCAGUUCAACUUCAGUUCUUCCUGGCCACCGACGCUGAUAUGCCACGGCGAGUGUGAUACUGCCGUCCCUGUCGCGGAGAGCGUCUACCUUCGCGAUCUACUUCACGAAGCUGGUGUGCCCAUCGAUCUGCGCAUUAUUCCUGGACGAGAGCAUUCCUUCGACUAUGCGCCGGGCGCGGAGAAUGAAUUGAGCGAAGUGUUCGACGAUAUCGUGCGAUGGCUGGCUGAGCGCCUGAGGUCGUGAGUGAACGCGACCGAGCACUGUUGUCGCCACUCUUACAUGCCGGUCGUCAGGGAAUAGAUAAUGAAGCACCGUAGAUGUAGAACAACAAACUGCAAGAUGUAAAUUGUACAUGAUAUUUGCCACAGCACCGCUGCCACGUAACAGUUCUUUCUUCCCUUCUAACGUAUAAACCAUCAUUCAGGACGAAGCCACUCCCAGUCCACCAUGAACUCCCCUUCGUCUCGACUGC
Schizophyllum commune H4-8 is the source of this 1237-nucleotide messenger RNA. RefSeq names its product alpha/beta-hydrolase. The transcript is spliced from 4 exons. Gene Ontology annotation, molecular function: serine-type peptidase activity. Lineage: Eukaryota; Fungi; Basidiomycota; Agaricomycetes; Agaricales; Schizophyllaceae. The record is from RefSeq and is a predicted model, not a curated record. Gene Ontology annotation, biological process: proteolysis. The coding region runs from base 1 to 1008 and encodes 335 amino acids.